AUGGCCCCUCUCACGCGCCUGAUCGCCCUUGCGGCCUCCCUUGCCGUCUCUUCUGCGACCACCAUUGCUGAGAUCAACGGCAACAAGUUCCUGUCGCCUUUGAAGGACCAGACUGUGUCGAACGUGACCGGUGUCAUCACUGCAAAGGGCCCCGAUGGUCUUUGGAUCCGUUCCACAACGCCUGACCGUGACGAGCGCACUUCGGAUUCGGUCUACGUCUUCGGUCGCACGUUUGGCGCCAACUUGACUGUUGGCGAUGCCAUCACCAUUGGUGGAAAGGUGCUCGAAUACCGCAGCAACAAAGAUUACAUCUACUUGACGGAGGUAUCGAAUCCAGUCCUGGAGAAGGUCGUCAGCAAGGGCAACAAGGUGUCACCACUCGUCAUUGGCAAGGAUACUGGCAACCCACCCACAGAGCAGUACAGCAGCCUUGAUGGCGGCGACGUGUUUGCCGUGCCCAACAACAAGUCGCAGAUCAGUGUUGCAAACCCAACGCUGGAGCCGAAGAAAUACGGACUCGAUUUCUGGGAGAGCUUGACCGGUGAGCUGGUCACUGUCAAGAAAGCGAGGGCGCUCACCAAGCCUAACCAGUACGGCGACACCUGGGUUGCUGGAAGCUGGAAGGUCACUGGAACCAACGACCGUGACGGUUUGACCACAACUGACAAGGAUGCCAACCCGGAGACUAUCAUUGUCGGUUCGCCGCUCGAUGGCACCAAGAACCCUACCGAGACGCGUAUGGGCGACAGUCUGGAGGAAAUCACUGGCAUUGUCACCUAUGCCUUCGGCUACUACCGCAUCCUGCCAUCCACUGCUCUGAAGGUCACCGGCUCGAAGAAGCCUCUGAGUCCCAAACCCACCAAACUCGAGUCCAAGAACGACUGCGGUGGUAUCACUUUUGGCGCAUACAACGUUGAGAACCUGGCGCCAACUUCGUCGCACCUUCCCCACGUUGCCGAGCAGAUCGUCGACUACUUGAGGAGCCCGGAUGUGGUCUUCAUCCAAGAAGUCCAGGACGACAACGGCGCCACCAAUGAUGCAGUUGUAUCUGCCAACCUUACGCUGAGUACUCUUACCAAGGCUAUCAGCGCAGCCGGAGGUCCGAACUACACUUUCGUCGACAUUGCGCCUGUUGACGACAAAGACGGAGGUCAGCUUGGUGGAAACAUCCGUGUCGCGUAUCUGUACAAGCCUUCGGUUGUUCGUCUUUACAAGCCCAACCCCGGUAGCUCGCUCGACAAGACUGAGGUCGUGAGCGGCCCAGCUCUUAGCUUUAACCCGGGUCGUAUUGAGCCUGCGAGCGAGGCAUGGACAGCCAGCCGCAAGCCUCUGGUUGCGCAGUGGGAGGUCAUUGGCAAGAAGGGAAAGAGCGCGGGUAAUUUCUUCACCAUCAACGUCCACUUUGGAUCGAAGGGCGGAAGCAGCAGCAUUAUGGGUGACGCCCGCCCGCCUGUGAACGGAGGCGUUGAAGACAGGCUGGAGCAGGCUACGCUGACGGCAAACUUUGUCAAGGAAAUCCUUAGCAAGGACAAGAACGCCCGCAUCAUCACGGCCGGCGACUUCAACGAGUUCACAUUUGUUGAGCCCAUGAAGCAGUACAUGCAGAUCUCCGGGCUCGAGGACAUGGACGCGGUAAGCGGCAUCGAUAAGGUGGAGCGCUACACGUACCUGUUCGACAUGAACGCGCAGCAGCUGGACCACAUGUUCAUCUCGCCCAGCCUGGUCAGCAAGGCAAAGUACGAGCACGUCCACCUCACCACGUGGGUUUCGUACGACGAGCAAGUCUCCGACCACGACCCCAGCGUGGCGCGAAUGGAUGUUUGUGUGUAG
Ascochyta rabiei is the source of this 1830-nucleotide messenger RNA. RefSeq lists its product as uncharacterized. Gene Ontology annotation, molecular function: catalytic activity. The transcript is spliced from 3 exons. Lineage: Eukaryota; Fungi; Ascomycota; Dothideomycetes; Pleosporales; Didymellaceae. Bases 1 to 1830 code for a protein of 609 amino acids. The record is from RefSeq and is a predicted model, not a curated record.